Messenger RNA from Tetrahymena thermophila SB210, 267 nucleotides. Its product is annotated as transmembrane protein, putative. The transcript has 4 exons. The record is from RefSeq and is a predicted model, not a curated record. Lineage: Eukaryota; Ciliophora; Oligohymenophorea; Hymenostomatida; Tetrahymenidae.
AUGGAGGUAUAUGUUUAGAUAGAAGAAAAAUUCCGAAGAAAACUAUAUUCUUCGUAAUAAUAACCAAAUGCUUUAAACAACAACAAAACUACUACUACAACAACAUCUAAUGCUACUAUUUGCUAUAAAAUCAUCUAAUCGCCAAGGAAGGUCUUAUGUAUCGGACUAAGGGUACUCUGUGCCUCUUCUUGCAUAAAAUUAUUAUUAAUCGGACUAUACAUGCGAUGUGAUCCUGUGCUAUUUUUAAAAUUUUUAAAAAAUUUUUGA